GCUACUUCAGAGGGAUGAAGCGGGAGGAGUAGGUGGCUCCGAUGCCAGGCCGGCCAUGCUUCACCGGCUUGUAGGUGAUGGAGAACUCAUCCAAGUAGUUGCCAGUCAUCUCAGGCCUGAUUUCCACCUGGUUGAAGGUCUUGCUGUUGUAUACGCCCACCAUGCUGCCCACCAUCUCGGGCAGGAUGAUCGUGUCCCGCAGGCCCCAGUUCAGCCAGCACCGCUGCCGGGCACUAUACAGCUGCAUCAGCUGCUCGUAAGACGUGCCAAGCAGCUGUUUGAGAUCCACGCCCGGGUAGGUGAACUUGUGGAAGGUCUGCUUCUUCUUUUGAUCCACUUCUGCCAUCUUGUUGGACCACCCACUCUGCAUCUUCAAGCUCAACUUUUAAAAAAUCAUCUUCAAAAUAUAGGUGCACUUACAGAGUGCUAUGAUGAGCUGGGUAACAGAUACCAGCUUCCAGUCUAUUGCCUGGCACCACCUAUCAACAUGAUAGAAGAAAAGAGCGACGUAGAGACUCUGGAUAUUCCUGAGCCACCUCCCAAUUCUGGAUAUGAAUGUCAGCUCCGUUUGCGCCUUUCCACUGGCAAAGACCUCAAACUUGUGGUCCGCAGCACAGACACAGUAUACCACAUGAAGAGGCGGCUCCAUGCAGCAGAGGGAGUGGAACCGAGUAGUCAGCGGUGGUUCUUUUCUGGCAGACCUCUCACUGACAAAAUGAAGUUGGAAGAGCUGAAGAUCCCAAAGGACUAUGUUGUACAGGUUAUAAUGAGCCAACCUUUGCAAAACCCAACACCAGUUGAGAACUGAGCUGGUCCUAUUGGCUGGUCCCCAGAUCCCUCCCGCUCCUUUUUAUUGUUGUUUCCUACUCUAUGGCGUGAAAUUUAUUUUCACUGCUCUGAAUUCAGUGUAAUGGAUUUAGUUCUGAGGAAUUAUCAGUGAAAAAUUCCAUCUGUGAUGGAGACCAACAAAAAUAAUAAAACACAAAGAGCUAGCCUUUGAGACUCAUGUAAUUACAAUUUCUAAUUUGAAGGGCAGUUAAGAAAUAGCCAUUUAUUUUAAAACACCCAGCAACUAUGUAAUUGCAGUAUUUAAAUGAUUUGGACUGUAAAUAGAACAUUGCACCCAUGAAGAAUAUCACCAAGGACUUUGUGAAUACAGAGUUUUUAUAAAAAUGAAUCAAAUAUAAUUUCCAGAAAUCAUCAAUAACAGUUAUAAGACUUGAGCUUCUUAAAAUGGAAACUGGAAAGAGCAGUAUCUGAGGUUCGCUUCUAUUCUGGUCUUAGUUCUUUGCUCAAUUAAUAUUUAGUCAUAAAAGGAUUAGAGACUGGCAAAUCGUGUUUCAGUAUUGCUUUCCUAUCCCCAUAUGUUGAGCUCUUUACUUUCACACUAAAUUUUGAUGCCUUCCAGCACAUUGGUGGCAGGCACUUCUGGAACACUAGGCAAUAAUUUACUCAGUGCAAUCAGAUCUGAUUUUCAGCUGAUACUCAGUGGAAAAGGCUCUUGCUCUCUUGUUGUAUAGGCAUUUUGAAAUGUCUGUAUAACGAAGCCGUGUUCCUACCUGGGCUUAGGUGGUCCAUACUGUAUCAUACCUUAAUUGCUCUCUCUACUCUGCUUGGGUCUCUGCAGAGCUAAUUGUGCCCCAAAUGCAUGGAUAGUGGGCCAGGGAAUGCAAGGAACCAAGUACAGCUAUUCCCUCUGCAGGGCAAUGAAGUCAUUCUCUCUUCUCCCCAAUUUGCAGGAAGGGUGUAAGGAAACCCAGUUCAUCUGUGCCUGGGAGAAUUGUGCCUAUUUUCAGUCUUUGAGAAGAAAUUUCAACUCAUAAAUUACUAAUAUGAAAGAUCUACUGAUGUCACUUUAACAUCAGCAAUGAGACCAAAUGGUGAAACAUUGCUUUAUACUUCAGUGCUUUCCAGUCACUGUUACCUUAGUUAUGCUGGUUGACAAUUUCCCUCUCAUCUUUCCUAGCAAAGAGGCAAAUUAAGAACCACCUGCACAUUGGAUUAUAGAGAACUGAAAAAUCCGGUGAGAUAACCUGAUUCUUUUGUACUGUGACUGGAAUAAAGCUGCCAAGGAUUAUAUUUAAUUUGGAGCCUUUUCAAGGUUGGUUCCAUUAGUGAGAGGGGGCUACCACAUGAUCACUGUACCCCUGAGAAUCCAUGAGAUGGAAAAUUAGAGGAAGAAGGCACUUAAGCUAUAUGCAGUUGGGAAAUAAACCUCCACAUCUAUUUGGAUGUGAAGCACCAUUAUUAAUUCAAUGGCAAAAUGAAACUGCUAAUUAGUUUAAAGGUAAUGUUUAAAAUGGUAUUAAACUUCCUAUAGCCUGUUAGAUAUAAUAAUAUUUAUAAUUGUAACAUUGUGUUUCUGAGAGCUUUAACUACUUCCCUUUUUAAUGCGAUUAUUUGAACGGUUGUGGCUACAUUUAAUUUGGGUUUGCUAAUAAUUGAAUCUAAAUCUAAGAGGAUACAGCAGCAUUAAUUCCAAAGGAGUUUUUUUUUAUAUAUGGAGGUGGAGCUAUGUGAAGGUCUUUGAGUACAGUGCCCCAUUAUCAAACAGUUUUUGUUCGUGUGCCACAUUAAAUAGCAACAUCUCUCAAAGUCUGUUAAUGGGGAAAAAAUGUUCAAACCUAUUUUUCUUAAGUAAAUUUGGUGAUAUCAAUAAUCUAUGAUUGGUAGAAGGUCUUUUUUGUUUGUUGAGGAUUUAAGCUCUCAAGAGUUUAUUUUAAAGGAACAUAUACUUUGAAUAACAAAUUCUGGGCAUGUUUAACUAACCUAGGUGAGAAAACCAUGGUGCUGUUUAAUUGUAAAUAGAUCAAUAUAAGAUUGGACCAAUACUUGAUGUGUACAAUUUUAGUAUGUAGGGUUUUGUGCUUUUUUAAAAAAAGAAAAAGUUCAAUUUUUCUGUCUUUGCCUUUUUUCUGUUUUUGGUUUUUUUUUUGUUUAAUUUUAAUUAUUGUUACUCUCAACAGUAAGGGUAAUCUGCCUCAUUCUAAUAAGCCUCUAAAAAGGUUUUCCUCCUUUUUAAAACAUCAGCUCAAUAAAGAAGUUUAUUAUCACCAGACUUAGGCUCUGCUAUGCCAAACUAUA
Messenger RNA from Miniopterus natalensis, 3084 nucleotides. RefSeq names its product ubiquitin domain containing 2 (gene UBTD2). The record is from RefSeq and is a predicted model, not a curated record. Lineage: Eukaryota; Metazoa; Chordata; Mammalia; Chiroptera; Miniopteridae. Gene Ontology annotation, molecular function: protein binding.